Messenger RNA from Lethenteron reissneri (Far Eastern brook lamprey), 9295 nucleotides. Its product is annotated as putative per-hexamer repeat protein 5. Lineage: Eukaryota; Metazoa; Chordata; Hyperoartia; Petromyzontiformes; Petromyzontidae. The record is from RefSeq and is a predicted model, not a curated record.
CUUAAGCACAUCGGGAUCUCUUUCUCCACCCUCCUCCCUCCUCCUCCUCUUCAAGGAGCCUUGUGGAUUUCACUCGAGAAGAUGGCGAAGGCUGGAUCCUUCGCGCUUUUUUCAGGCAUGCUGUUUUUUAAUGGGCUGAUUUUGGCCACGCCAUCUCAUUUUCUCUACAACGGAGCUGAGAGAGCUGCAGGUGACCCGCUGGUUGUGAACAUCACAACGAGUGACUACAACUGGUACGUGGGGAUGGAGAACGUGACGCUCUACUGCCAGGCCUGCCCUUCCUCCCCGUGGACAAAUUACACGUGGAUCAGUGACGCGGUCAACUUCGCCUCGGAAGUCGACUUGAACUGCAACAUCAUUCGCUUCCUCCGUCCCCUCACGGAGCUGGACGCAGGCAAAUACUCAUGCAUCAUUGAUGAAGGCAACGGCAACAGCAGCAGCGCCACCAUUGAGAUCUCCUUCGAGGAGCUGUCGACGGUCACUGAAGGGGUCACGGAGCUGUCGACCUUCACCGAAACGAUGACGGUCACGGAGCUGUCGACGUUCACCGAAACGAUGACGGUCACAGAGCCUUCGUCGACGGUGGUCACGGAAGAAGUCACGGAGUCGUCGACGGUGGCAGUGACGGACACAGAACCAGCAACGAGCACUGAACCGAUGACCAUCACAGAAACAAUAACAGUCACCGAUGUGAACACAGAGCCAGCGACAGUCACCGAACCAGUAACAGGCACGGGUACAGCCACUAACCCAAUAACAGACUCAGAAAUAGUAACAAUGACAGAACAAGUAACAGUAACCGGUACAGAAACUAACCCGAUAACAUUCACGGAAUCAGUAACAUUUACGGAACCAGAAACCGGCACAGGUACCGUCACCAAUCCAGUAACAGACACGGGCACAGUCAGUAACCCAGCAACAGACACCGGUACAGUCACCGACCCAGUAACAGACACCGCUACAGUCACCAAUCCAGAAACAGACACCGCUACAGUCACGGGCACAGUCACCAAUCCAGAAACAGACACCGCUACAGUCACCAAUCCAGUAACAGACACCGCUACAGUCACCAAUCCAGUAACAAACACCGCUACAAUCACUAACCCAGUAACAGGCACGGGACAAACACAAACGAGCGAUUCUAACACAUCUCAAGAAACGUCCAAGAACACAAGAUCUCAAGAAACAACCAGUUACAUCCCAACUCAAGCACCAUCUGGACCUACUCCUGGUGACCCCCUGUUUGUGACCAUCACAACGAGUGACUACAACUGGUACGUGGGGAUGCAGAACGUGACGCUCUACUGCAAGGCCUGCCCUUCCUCCCCGUGGACAAAUUACACGUGGAUCAGUGACGCGGUCAACUUUGCCUCGGGAGUCGACUUGAACUGCAACAUCAUUCGCUUCCUCCGUCCCCUUACGGAGCUGGACGCAGGCAACUACUCAUGCAUCGUUGACGGAGGCAGCGCCACCAUUGAGAUCUCCUUCGAGGAGCUGUCGACGGUCACUGAAGGGGUCACGGAGCUGUCGACCUUCACCGAAACGAUGACGGUCACGGAGCUGUCGACCUUCACCGAAACGAUGACGGUCACGGAGCUGUCGACCUUCACCGAAACGAUGACGGUCACGGAGCCGUCGUCAACGGUGGUCACGGACGUUGUGACGGACACGGAACCGGCAACGACCACUGAACCGAUGACCAUCACAGAAACAAUAACAGUCACUGAUGUGAACACAGAGACAGCGACAGUCACCAAACCAGUAACAGGCACGGGUACAGCCACUAACCCAAUAACAGACACGGGCACAGUCAGUAACCCAGCAACAGACACCGCUACAGUCACCUACCCAGUAACAGACACCGGUACAGUCACCGAUCCAGUAACAGACACGGGCACAGUCAGUAACCCAGUAACGGACACGGGUACAGUUACUAACCCAGUAACCGGCACCGGUACAGUUACUAACCCAGAAACAGGCACUGGUACAGUCACCGACCCAGUAACAAACACGGCUACAGUGACUAACCCAGUAACAGACACGGGCACAGUCAGUAACCCAGCAACAGACACCGGUACAGUUACUAACCCAGAAACAAACACUGGUACAGUCACUAACCCAGUAACAAACACGGCUACAGUGACUAACCCAGUAACAGACACGGGCACAGUCAGUAACCCAGCAACAGACACCGGUACAGUUACUAACCCAGUAACAAACACUGGUACAGUCACUAACCCAGUAACAAACACGGCUACAGUGACUAACCCAGUAACAGACACGGGCACAGUCAGUAACCCAGCAACAGACACUGGUACAGUUACUAACCCAGUAACAGACACUGGUACAGUGACUAACCCAGUAACAGACACUGGUACAGUGACUAACCCAGUAACAGACACUGGUACAGUGACUAACCCAGUAACAGACACUGGUACAGUGACUAACCCAGUAACAGACACUGGUACAGUGACUAACCCAGUAACAGACACUGGUACAGUCACUAACCCAGUAACAAACACGGCUACAGUGACUAACCCAGUAACAGACACUGGUACAGUGACUAACCCAGUAACAGACACUGGUACAGUGACUAACCCAGGAACAGACACCGGUACAGUGACUAACCCAGUAACAGGCACUGGUACAGUGACUAACCCAGUAACAGACACUGGUACAGUGACUAACCCAGUAACAGACACUGGUACAGUUACUAACCCAAUAAUAGACACGAGCACAGUGACUAACCCAGUAACAGGCACGGGCACAGUUACUAACCCAAUAAUAGGCACGAGCACAGUGACUAACCCAGUAACAGGCACCGGCACAGUGACUAACCCAGUAACAGGCACAGGUACAGUCACCAAUCCAGUAACCGGCACCGGUACAGUCACCAAUCCAGUAACCGGCACCGGUACAGUCACUAACCCAAUAACAAACACGGGAACAGUCAGUAACCCAGUAACAGGCACUGGUACAAUGACUAACCCAGUAACAGACACUGGUACAGUGACUAACCCAGUAACAGGCACUGGUACAGUGACUAACCCAGUAACUGGCACCGGUACAGUGACUAACCCAGUAACAGGCACCGGCACAGUCACUAACCCAGUAACAAACACGGGCACAGUCACUAACCCAGUAACAAACACGGGCACAGUCAGUAACCCAGUAACAGGCACAGGUACAGUCACCAACCCAAUAAUAGACACGAGCAGAGUUACUAACCCAGAAACAGGCACAGGUACCGUCACCAAUCCAGUAACAGACACGGGCACAGUCAGUAACCCAGCAACAGACACCGGUACAGUCCCCGACCCAGAAACAGGCACUGGUACAGUCCCCGACUCAGAAACAGGCACAGGUACCGUCACCAAUCCAGGAACAGACACGGGCACAGUCACUAGCCCAGUAACAGACACAGAAGAAACACAAACGAGCGAUUUUAACACAUCCCCUCAAGAAACGUCCGAGAACACAGAAUCUCAAGAAACAACCAGUUACGUCACAACUCAAGCACCUGAACCUACUACUGGGUUCCCGCUGUGGGCCCUCAUCCUUCUCACGACCCUCGUCCCGGUCCUCCUGCUCAGCGUAGUGGGAGCCAUCAUCUAUUUAAUCCACGAGCAUUGCAGCACGAACGACUCCCACUCCUCGAGCAGCGAUACUGAGCAUGGCCAUUCAAGCUCCGACUCGUCUAGCUCCGACUCGUCCAGCGACUCCGACUCCGACUCCGAGAUGAAGAUGGAGGACAUCCAACAGAUGUACACAAACUUCAACAAAUUCCAGGACUGAGGAACCCGGCGGCCAUCAUCCCCAUCCCCCUCCCCGAGGGGGGUAGGUCUCCUGCCUCUGCCGAGCCGAGCCGCGUUCACACCACGGCGGCGGGGGGGGGGGGGGGGGUACCCCCCAGAAAUCUUACAUCGCCUAUGUCAGCUCAGGGCUCCCCUGAACCACGUGGCUCCUGUGUGGUCACCCCCUCCACCACCGCCUCAACUCGGAACCCCUUCCCCUCUCAUCUACAGAUCUCCACUUCUCUCUCUCUCUAAAGCAGCUCACGUCUCCCGUGAACCACGUGACUCAUGUUUAGACACGCCCACUCUCCCCCAAUCCCAGCCCACUGUGAAAACAGACUCGGCUCCUCCUCCUCCCAUGUCCAGCAGCAGCAGCAGCGUCGAGACGCUGAUGCAGCCUCUUCGUCUUUCUCCUCCCCUCUCCGUCACCCUCUCAUCUUGGCCCGGUCCUCCGUCCCCUUCCCCCAUCUUGGACGGCCACCCACGGUGGGACCAUGGCAUGGAGGGGGGGCGGGGUGGGAGUUUUCCUAACAUCUGUGUGUGAUCCGCCAACCCUCGCUGCUUGCCGCCGCGCAGUGCUGGAUUAGAGGCUUCGUGCAGCGGCGUUGCCGCCACCACCACCGCCCGCCGGCUCGCCCGCCCGACUCAACAAGGGGCGCAGUAAGUGUCGGAUGAUCCUCGUAGCAAAAGUAGCAAAUGCUACGGGCCCCGCACUUUCAAGGGCCCCGCGCUAAAUGCUUUCGAGCUAUCAAUUCCGAGGCAGUGAUUUUGCACUUGCUCUAUUACUAUAGCACUAUACCGCCUUCAAGUUUUAUGAACGACCGGGUGUUUAUGGUUACCGAUUCGUCGUAUUAUCUGGCUGUCAAGAAAAUGAAAAAAAUUGCAAUUACUUGACUAUGCAAGUAAAAAAAUUGUGUUUUAAUAUUUAAGUGUUUCUUUCAAUUUAGGGCCCGUUUAUAACAUCAUAUGCUACAGGCCCCGCACGUAGCUUCAUCCGGCACUGGGCGCAGCAUCACGGGUACCCUACCCAGAGUUUGGUUACCCCGUGAUGCUGCACCCCACUCCUUAGUAUGGUUGGUCGCCCUGGUUGCGCUUUUUAGUUUCCUGCUCUUCACGCAUUGGCGCAUUGCAGAGGUCGCAAUCGGGUACCCCCCGAUACCCAUACCCUAUCCGAUACCCGGCUACCCGUACCCGGCUAGGUACGGGUACCCGUUUGCGACCCUGGUGCGGCCGGGUACGGGUACGGGUAGCCGCACGUGACUCACCCCAACCAAUGAGUGAGAAGGCCGUGAGUCACUGGUGAGUAACCGUUUGUCACUCAUUUCCCAACGUCUUGUCUCUUCUCACAGUUCAAGUUCCUAGAAUUAACCCACCCGCGCCUGCAACAUGGCUUCAUCCCAGAGGUCGCAAUCGGGUACUCGAUACCCGUACCCUACCCGAUACCCGGCUACCCGUACCCGGCCGGGUACGGGUACGGGUACCCGUUUGUGACCCUGGUGCGGCCGGGUACGGGUAAGGAAUCAAAACCCGUUUGUGACCUCUGGCGCAUUGGGGAAAUCCUUGGACGGAAUGCCGCAUUCUACGUUUGAUUAUUCCUGUUGCUAAACCGACAACCGUUUAGCGUCCGCGGUCCGUCAAGAAGUUCAACAUACAUGACGCGCUGCCGGGAGAUGGGAGUCGAACUGGCAAUGUCUGGAUCGCGAGCCCAGCGCCUACUGGUCCCCUCACACCACCGUGGAUUAACCCCCCAGUGGAAAUCUUGAAUCUUGUUUUAAAAUUAAAUAAAUUACAUCAACUUUACCCCCCCACUCCCUCCCUGCCAAUGGUAUCCCCGAUUGCUCCGCUGUUGGGUGUCGCUAGACGGAGGAUCCGAUCGGGAAAUCUCUCCCGAGCCGUGCGAGCCUAUCGUGUUGUUCGAGAAUGUUCCGCGGAAGCGGAUAUCACAGAGCUACCGCUGAGAUCCCUCCUUCUUCAAGCGACGUUCUGUGAUAUGGGAGUAAUGUUCGUCGCGUAAGAAGUCCCAAGCCUCGGUCAUUUUAAAUCUCAAGUGUUGCGAUUCAGAUGAAAUUAAACGCAGAAACAAGUUUAAUCCCGAGAUUUAAGCCGAUUCAGAUCAACGUAAUGCAAGGCAUAUGGCAGCCUUGUUUUGAGUGCACUCAAGUUUUAACUGAAUCUCAACACUGUACCAUAGACUCAACACUGCAUCAUAGACUCAUCACUGCACCAUAGACUCAACACUGCACCAUAGACUCAACUCUGCACCAUAGAUUCAACACUGCACCAUAGACUCAACACUGCACCAUAGACUCAUCACUGCCCAUAGACUCAUCACUGCCAAUAGACUCAUCACUGCACCAUAGACUCAACACUGCACCAUAGACUCAACACUGCCCAUAGACUCUACACUACACCGUAGACUCAUCACUGCACCAUAGACUCAACACUACACCAUAGACUCAUCACUGCACCAUAGACUCAUCACUGCACCAUAGACUCAUCACUGCACCAUAGACUCACCACUGCACCAUAAACUCAACACUGCCCAUAGACUCAUCACUGCACCAUAGACUCAUCACUGCACCAUAGACUCACCACUGCACCAUAGACUCAACACUGCCCAUAGACUCAUCACUGCACCAUAGACUCAUCACUGCACCAUAGACUCACCACUGCACCAUAGACUCAACACUGCCCAUAGACUCAACAACUGCACCAUAGACUCAUCACUGCACCAUAGACUCAUCACUGCCCAUAGACUCAUCACUGCCCAUAGACUCAUCACUGCCAAUAGACUCAUCACUGCACCAUAGACUCAUCACUGCACCAUAGACUCACCACUGCACAAUAGACUCAACACUGCACCAGACUCAUCACCGCACCAUAGACUCACCACUGCACCAUAGACUCAUCACUGCCCAUAGACUCAUCACUGCCCAUAGACUCAUCACUGCCAAUAGACUCAUCACUGCACCAUAGACUCAUCACUGCCCAUAGACUCAUCACUGCCAAUAGACUCAUCACUGCACCAUAGACUCAACACUGCACCAUAGACUCAACACUGCCCAUAGACUCUACACUACACCGUAGACUCAUCACUGCACCAUAGACUCAACACUACACCAUAGACUCAUCACUGCACCAUAGACUCAUCACUGCACCAUAGACUCAUCACUGCACCAUAGACUCACCACUGCACCAUAGACUCAACACUGCCCAUAGACUCAACAACUGCACCAUAGACUCGUCACUGCACCAUAGACUCAACACUGCCCAUAGACUCAUCACUGCACCAUAGACUCAUCACUGCACCAUAGACUCACCACUGCACCAUAGACUCAACACUGCCCAUAGACUCAUCACUGCACCAUAGACUCAUCACUGCACCAUAGACUCACCACUGCACCAUAGACUCAACACUGCCCAUAGACUCAACAACUGCACCAUAGACUCAUCACUGCACCAUAGACUCAUCACUGCCCAUAGACUCAUCACUGCCCAUAGACUCAUCACUGCCAAUAGACUCAUCACUGCACCAUAGACUCAUCACUGCACCAUAGACUCACCACUGCACAAUAGACUCAUCACUGCACCAUAGACUCAUCACUACACCAUAGACUCACCACUGCACCAUAGACUCAACACUGCCCAUAGACUCAACAACUGCACCAUAGACUCAUCACUGCACCAUAGACUCAUCACUGCCCAUAGACUCAUCACUGCCCAUAGACUCAUCACUGCCAAUAGACUCAUCACUGCACCAUAGACUCAUCACUGCACCAUAGACUCACCACUGCACAAUAGACUCAACACUGCACCAUAGACUCAUCACUGCAUCAUAGACUCAUCACUGCACCAUAGACUCAACACUGCCCUUAGACUCAACACUAACCAUAGACUCAUCACUGCACCAUAAACUCACCACUGCACCAUAGACUCAUCACUGCACCAUAGACUCAUCACUGCACCAUAGACUCAACACUGCACCACAGGCUCAUCACUGCACCAUAGACUCAUCACUGCAUCAUAGACUCAUCACUGCACCAUAGACUCAACACUGCACCAGACUCAUCACCGCACCAUAAACUCACCACUGCACCAUAGACUCAUCACUGCACCAUAGACUCAACACUGCACCAUAGACUCAACACUGCACCAUGGACUCAUCACUGCCCAUAGACUCAUCACUGCCCAUAGACUCAUCACUGCACCAUAGACUCAACACUGCCCAUAGACUCAUCACUGCACCAUGGACUCAUCACUGCCCAUAGACUCAUCACUGCACCAUAGACUCAACACUGCACCAUAGACUCAACACUGCGCAUAGACUCAACACUGCACCAUAGACUCAUCACUGCCAUAGACUCAUCACUGCCCAUAGACUCAUCACUGCCCAUAGACUCAACACUGCACCAUAGACUCACCAUUGCACAAUAGACUCAACACUGCACCAGACUCAUCACCGCACCAUAAACUCACCACUGCACCAUAGACCCCGCCUGUUGCGUGUCAGUCUGUUGUCCUUACCCUGUGCGCACCUCCGAUUCGCGCGGUUGGCUACGUGCGGCGGUGCGGUACAGAAGAGGUUCGACACGUGGAUCGUGACGUGCCACCCGCUUGUCGCGAUCAUUGUCACCACGGCGAACCCUCGGAGCGUGUCGCGACAAAUGACACCGAACCCCGUUUGCCUUUUGUUAAUUCAAACCGGCUUAAAAUUAAACACGCAAAUUGUUCACCCAGUAUUCCACUUACACUUUUGUAUAGUUGUGUAUACGUGUACAUCUGUCUAUAUGCAGGGCGCUUUAACAGAAACAUGUUAACACUCGUGAGAAAUUGCAACAGCUGCCACGAGAAAUGUGCUGCCUCCUCCGGGCUCUGGAGAACACCUGGAGAAGAUUCCAGGCAAUGCGUUGACAGCGAUGGCGAAACACAUGGGAGAGACUUUUUGGAGAUGUUAACGUUCAAUUUGUUAUCAUGUUACAGUGUAUUAUCCUCCGUUAUUUUUCCAUUAAAAACGACAGCCCGAUAAAAGUUUUUAAAAUGUUUUGAAGCACCCUAUAGUGAAGGCCAUCAUCUCCGAAAUUUUUUUUAUGGGGUCCGGCAUCAUCGACACAAUCGGCAAUCUUUCCAUUCUCGUUGAGCCCUGCAGCAGCAGCAGCAGCACGCGUCGUGUACAUAGAGAGAUCGUUUUGGUUAUUUUGGCUGUUGCUGCUGCUGUAAAUGUCCAAACGAUUGGGGCCACUUUGUUGAGCGGCUAUCAUUUGCGAUGGGCCCGGGUCGCUUUCUGAAAAAGAAUAAGUCAAUAUACUCAUUGGUUCUUUCGGUAAAGUCACGUAUGUAGAAAUAAAAUAAAAUGUUAAUACAUCACAAAUAGAAUAAAAAUACAUCACAACUGAUUUAUUUUAAUUUAAUGAAAAUAAAUCACAAAUAAAAUAAAAAAAUAAAUCACAACUGAUUUAAUUUAUACUCUUUGGUUAUUUCGGUAAAGUCACGUAGGUAAAAAU